This is a messenger RNA of Aspergillus vadensis CBS 113365, 1410 nucleotides long. RefSeq names its product triose-phosphate isomerase. The coding region runs from base 110 to 958 and encodes 282 amino acids. The record is from RefSeq and is a predicted model, not a curated record. Gene Ontology annotation, cellular component: cytosol. The transcript has a single exon. Lineage: Eukaryota; Fungi; Ascomycota; Eurotiomycetes; Eurotiales; Aspergillaceae. Gene Ontology annotation, molecular function: triose-phosphate isomerase activity. Gene Ontology annotation, biological process: glycolytic process; gluconeogenesis; glycerol catabolic process.
ACCAGUGGAGACCGGUUGAUCGUGUUCUGAUUGCUACGGAAAUCACUUUCGAGGACCGUCAUUCAUCGGUCCCAUUCCAUCAUUACACCGGUGCAUCAAGUCACCCAACAUGGCGUCCCAGCAAGCCUAUCCGGUUCUUCCAAAGAACCUGCUCAUCAUCUCGUUGAAGAUGUACUUCACACCAACCCGUACGCUGGACUACUGCCGUGCUCUGCUCGACCCCAAGAAUGAUAUCGUCCGCCCGGAGAACCGUUCGAAGCUGUUGCUGGCCCUCAUCCCCGACUUCCUGACUGUCUACCCCUGUGCGGAGAUUAUCAAGGCGUGGGAAUCCACUCUACCGAAGGAUGACACCCCUUCACUGCCGGCUCCAUUCCUGCUUGGGGCUCAGGAUUGCUUCUGGGAGCCCCUCGGCGCCUACACCGGAGAAGUUUCGCCGCUGGCGCUCCGCUCGAUGGGGGUGUCCAUCGUCGAACUUGGUCACGCAGAACGCCGCGCCAUCUUUGGCGAGACAGAUAACCAGACUGGCCUCAAAGCUGCUGCUGCAUGCGCACAAGGUAUGGUUCCGCUGGUCUGCAUUGGAGAGGUCACUGCUCCCGGUCCCAUUGCCUCGCAAGCCAUCGGGCAGGCCGUCAGCGAAUGCGAGGUCCAGAUCCGGGCUGUCCUCCAGGCCAUCCCGGCGGAGGCACCAGUCAUCUUUGCCUACGAACCAGUGUGGGCAAUUGGGAAGCCCGCUCCGGCGGGUGUAGAUCACAUAUCGGCGGUGGUCGAGGGCAUCAAGGCGGUGAUUGGCACCCGCGUGGGGGACGUCCGGAUCUUGUACGGGGGGAGUGCCGGACCGGGGCUGUGGGGCCCGGGCGGUCUGGGGAAGGCCGUCGACGGCAUGUUCCUGGGCCGAUUCGCCCACGAAGUCGACGGGGUCCGCAAGGUGGUCAGGGAGGUUGAGGAGACGUUGGCUUGAUCAUCGGUCUGCUGCUCCGGCAGAUGCAGGCUCGGGUUACGCUCUCGGACGAGACCAAAACACAAAACCAAACAUAGUACAUCAUGAACCACACUACUAGUGUCUACUACUGCUAGAUGUGGGGGAAGAAUGGGCAUCACGCGGAAGAACAGAGAAUUUUAGACUGCUAGCAGCCCCUUUCCAAGACCUUGUGUGAUAUCCACCAUCGUCGGGUAUCCUGUUCAGGCAAACCCGAGCAGUAUCCAUCGUUUAAGCCAUCGUUUCCUUCCAUGGAGGAAUGGGAUCUCGAAACAGGCAAUGCCGACUUGAUCCAUCUCCCGAGUGGGAUGGAUUCAUGGAUGAUUGUGGAUCACAACCGAGUCGGUGAAGAGCUUCUCGAAGCUUGCGGGAUCUCCGCUCCCAGCGAUCUAGGCCCAGAUGGAUUCCUGCCCGCUCGAGUCCGCGUGAGGUUG